AUGACUACUGCUGCCAAGAAGUACCCUGACUUCUUCAAAGUCUUCCUUCAGAAGCAACACUCAGAAAGAAUGCUCAUUCCAAAUGCUUUUGUUAAAUUGACAAGCUUACAAAGAAGGAUACCUGAGAAUGUCAUCCUUAGAAACCGUAAAGGGAGAGUUUGGCAUGUCAAAAUACGUUCUAUUGGUGACAAACUGUAUUUUGAUGAUGGUUGGAAGCGUUUUCGUGAAGAAAAUUCUUUAGAGGAACCAAACUUUCUCGUUUUUACAUAUGAUGGGAGCAAAGGGUUCAAGUUCAUAAUCCUUGAGCUAUCAACAAGUUGUGAGAAGACAACAGUAAAGGAGGAGGAGGAAGAAGGAGAAGAAAACGACCAUGUGAUAGAGUUGAGGGAAGAGGCGGAGAAUAUAGAAGAGAACAUAGAAGAAGUUGAGGAUUGGGUGAUGGAGGAUGAGGAAGAACAAACACAAGAGGAAGACAGUGAUGAUGAUGACUAUGAUGGUGACAGCGACAACGAUGACAAUGAUGAUUUUGAUGAUGAUGAUUAUGUAGAGAUGGAAGAAGAUAAUGAAGGAGAAUAUAUUGCUGGAAGCAUGAGGAGCCAGUGUCGUCAUAAACCCUGUAGAACUCUUGUUGUCCACAAAAGGGAGACUGCAAAAAGAUCCACAAGAAAGGUUCAAGGUCCUCGAAUUGAAGACUAUGAAGAUGAAGCAGAAAUCACAUUCCAACCAAUGUCAUUAAAGACUUUUGUCUUACCCUUCAUGAAAAGAUCACCCUUUUAUGUUGCCAAUGUCAGGAUAUUCAAAGACAUGAAGUACGAGACUAUCAUCUCAACUUGCCACAACAAACAAUCAUCCGCAAAAGUCCCAACUCAAAGUCUCUUCCUUCCUACCCUUUUACUUCAACAAGGCAAGCGAAGAGGUGUAGGAGCCACCUCUUCAACAUGUAAUGCUGCAUCAGCUGAGAUUUUCAAGAUUGCAUCCAUAACGAAUGGCCAUGUUCUUAUUGGGGUUGUUAUAGGAUUUGUUCUUCUUCAAAUCGAAGCAUCUGUAGAAGAGGCUGAGUGA
Molecule: messenger RNA, 1062 nt
Organism: Abrus precatorius (Indian licorice)
Lineage: Eukaryota; Viridiplantae; Streptophyta; Magnoliopsida; Fabales; Fabaceae
Product: B3 domain-containing protein At5g60130-like
Exons: 6
Coding region: 1-1062 (353 amino acids)
Cellular component (GO): cytochrome b6f complex
Molecular function (GO): DNA binding
Source: RefSeq, a predicted model, not a curated record